AUGUCGAAGCAAAGUGCUGCUCUAGAGGCAUCUGGCAAAGGAACGAAAAGAAACUCGAUUUCGUCUGGUCUAAUGGCUCAAGGCAGAGUCUCAGGAAGGGGAAAUAGAAAAAGAGAAGGAGGGAAGAAGGGGAAAAAGGAAGAAAAAGAAAGAAAAAGAAAACAAAAUGACGAAAGCAAGAAGAUGAGAAGAAAGGAGGAGUACAAGGGACAGGUCAAGCCUCGAUUCGCGGCGUGGAAGCGCGGCUGCAGCCCUGGUUACAUAUCCAAACUCCCCGGUUUCCCUCAAUCCUCCAUCUACCAGGGUAUCAUUGCGAAUUGGCAAGAGCAUAGAAAUCCAGCUGCACCCAUUCGUCUCGGCUCACGCUACCUGCUGGUAAUUCCCCCUUGCUGCAUCAGAAGCAGAUUCCCACAGCCUCAGUCAGAUUUACGAGCGUUGGCUGACGCAAAGCGACCCUCCACAGCCGCUAUCAAUGCCAGUGAUAAGUGUCAGUCGGCACAGAACUACCGCUCUCGAGCAUCAAUGGAUGCCAAGUAUGUGGCUGAGCGCGCGGAAGACGAAGCCAGGACCUAGUACUGCGCACAAAUAUGUCGAUUUCAACGCACUAUCCAUGAAUCGAUGAGAAUUGUCAUCUCACUUCCCGCAUUUCCCGUAUCGCCGUAGCAUUGUGGCGACUUGGUCGUGAAAAAGGAGAAAAGAGGCAGGGGG
This is a messenger RNA of Trichoderma asperellum CBS 433.97, 708 nucleotides long. NCBI's taxonomy places the organism in Eukaryota, Fungi, Ascomycota, Sordariomycetes, Hypocreales, Hypocreaceae. The record is from RefSeq and is a predicted model, not a curated record.